CAUUCACACUUCACAGUACUUGAGCUCAAAAUUAGUUCUUCAAUAUUGCAGCAAAAGAAAAUUCCUUUGAAUUCAAAUGAACCAACAAACAACAACAACCAUCUCAAACUCUGAUGAUCUCUCCAUCCUUGAAAAUAUCAAAUUCCAUCUUCUAAAUGAUUCUGAUUUUUCACAUAUCCUUUCAAUGUUUGAUCCAUGCAUUAGUAAUGCAGAAAUUAUUGAUAGUCCAAACUCAAGUUUUGGCAGCUCUGCAUCAGCCGAAAUUAACUGGGGAGAUAUGGUAACUACUAAUAUCAAUAGUCUAUGGGAACGUGUCGAUAAAAUGGAGCACAAGGAGGAACCAAAAAAGGACCAUGUUGUGGCGCGUGGUAUUCACGCACCUCAGGAUUGGAACCGGUAUAGGGGCGUUAGGCGGAGGCCGUGGGGUAAAUUCGCGGCGGAGAUAAGAGACCCGGAUAGGAAAGGGGCUAGGCUUUGGCUAGGAACUUACGAGACACCCGAAGAUGCUGCAUUGGCUUAUGACCAAGCCGCUUAUAAGAUCCGUGGCUCUAAAGCUCGGCUCAACUUUCCUCACUUAAUCGGCUCGGAUAUGUCUGAGCCGGUUAGAGUGGCUCCACGCCGACGUUGCCACUCCUUGGAGUCUUCUUUGGUAGAAAGUGCCUUUCUAAAGAAGAGAAAAUUAUAAAUUGGAGGCAAAAUUUGUAUUAGUCAUCAUAGAUGUAUUGUUAGUUUAAGUUUUUGUAAAGUUGCAUCUUUUUGUUCUGUUAGGGUAUGUCGCCCAUUUCAGAAUUGAGUUACAAAUA
Messenger RNA from Lycium ferocissimum, 803 nucleotides. RefSeq names its product ethylene-responsive transcription factor 1A-like. The record is from RefSeq and is a predicted model, not a curated record. Gene Ontology annotation, biological process: ethylene-activated signaling pathway; regulation of DNA-templated transcription. Lineage: Eukaryota; Viridiplantae; Streptophyta; Magnoliopsida; Solanales; Solanaceae. Gene Ontology annotation, molecular function: DNA binding; DNA-binding transcription factor activity. Bases 77 to 685 code for a protein of 202 amino acids. The transcript has a single exon.